CUUGACUGGUGUAGAUAUAAACUCUCACCAAGUAUAUUCUUACAAAGGAGAGCUCACUGAGCUGGGUGGGGGUCUCAGCCACAGAUAUUCUCUCCUCCUCAAGGCUUCAUCAAACAGAAGUAGAGAAUGAAUAUGGAGAAGCUGCCCCUGUGCUUUCUCAUCAUCAUGAGUCUCUCAAAUGCUCUAGCCCAGACAGACCUGAGUGGGAAAGCCUUUGUGUUCCCAAGAGAAUCCAUGGAUUCCUACGUGACCCUAAUACCACACCUAGAGAAACCACUGAAGGCCUUCACAGUGUGCCUAAAAGUCUACACUGACCUGAACAGAAGCUAUAACCUUUUUUCUUUUGCUACUCAGGCACAUGAUAAUGAGAUUCUCCUCUUUCAUGAAGGGGACAACAACUUCAGCUUGUCUGUGGGCAAUGUUAGGGUAGUGUUCUCGGUGCCUGUGACCACUCCUGCUCCAACACACUUCUGUGCCACCUGGGAGUCAGAGUCAGGCAUUGCUGAACUCUGGGUAGAUGGGAAGCCCAUGGUAAGGAAGGCCCUAAAGCGGGGGUAUGUUGUGGAGAAACAAUCAAAGAUUAUCCUUGGGCAAGAGCAGGAUUCCUUUGGAGGAGGGUUUGAUGAAAAGCAAUCCCUGGUGGGGGACAUUGGAGAUGUGUUCAUGUGGGACUUUGUGUUAUCACCAAGAGAUAUUAAUACUCUAUACCUUGGGGGGACCUUUAGUCCUAAAAUCCUAGACUGGAGGGGGCUGAACUUUGAGACAAAGGGCUAUGUGGUCAUUAAGCAUCACCUGUGGGCAUGAGCCCCUGUUAGCCUCUGAGAUUCAGGCCCUUAUGAUUGUUCCUUUCCCUCAAGGAAAUUAAGCUUCAUUUUCCUUAUGUCUUAGUUCCUUCCGUCUUUGUAUUUCCAAACAUACAUAGCCGUCUUGUGGGGGCAGAACAACUAUGGGGAUGAGUUCUGGGCUCUACACUUUGUCCUUAUCACAGAAAAGAGGAGGGGACAAGCAACAACUUGAGAGGAAAUGAAUCACUUUGGGGAAUUUUGUUAAUUUUCAAAGUCAUCAAUCAUAGAAUAUUAGAUCUGGGAUGGACAUGAAAGAUCAACUAAUUAAAAUCUCCCAUUUAAUAAGUGAAGACUCUAAGACUAAGAGAGGGGAAGUCACUAUCCCAUCAUCACACAGAUAGUUUGUGUCAGAUUUGGCUUGUAGGGUCAUGGGAUAAUGGAUAAAGAUGAAACAUCAGGGGUCAUCUGGUUCAAUUCCUUAUUUUACAAAAGAGGAUACUAAGCUCCAGAAUUUAGUGACUUGUUCACCUUACCCAGUUAGUAAGUGGUGAAGAUAGGUUUUAAUCUAGGUCCUUUGAAUCCAGAUUCAUCCCUCUUUCUAAUUUUGGGUAAAGGGGAGACAGUGUCUAAAACCCAAAUACCUGUCUCUCCUAUCCAGUGUUUUUUUUUGUGUGUGUGUGUACAAUAUCACUUUUUCUUUACAAUUUAAUGACAUCUUUUCUCCUAGAAUAUAAAAAUCUCAACAGAUAUACAGUAGAGCUAUCCUAGAACUCUAGAAUUAAAUGGAAGCCUAAGGAUAUCUAAUCAGUGUUGUCAGUAGCCAAGACAAUCUAGAAUUUGAGGCCCAUUGUUGCAGAAUCUCAAAAGAACCAAAAGGUUACAAAAUUGGUAAAGACAUUUAAAUGUAAGCUUGUAGUUUCCUCACUUGGUUUCCACUUAGAUGUGUGCCAUGUGAACAAUGGUUUGUUCUAGAGCAGGGCUUCUUAAACUUUUUCCACUCACAACCCCUUUUCACCUGAGAAAUUUUUAUGUGCCACCAUGACUACUGCACAUGUUAUAUGUUCAAAACCAAGGCUGCAGUGACCCCCACAUCCAGUUAUGAGACUCCACAUGGGGUCACGACCCACAGUUUAAGAAGCUUGGUUCUAGAGGUUGUGAGCAUUUAAUAAUUUGAACUUGAAAUUUAGUAACUGAAUUCAGCUAAGGGUGAGAGGGACCCAAGAAAGUGCCAAGAGAGAAGGCACAUUUUCUAUUGGUGAAACAAAUGGUCACAAGAAAUAGUAUUCUAAGCUAUCUUUGCUACCAACCCUCCAAAAAUAGUCUAUAAUGAGCCCAGUGACCAAAUCACUAUUAGAUAAUCCAUUUAAUACCUGAUCACUCUAUAACCUGAAGAGCACAUCUUAAGUCUGACAAUUGAUACUGGUGGUGGGAGUAAGUUUCCUUUUAAUACAGGAAGGGGGUUGACCUUAGGAAUUGUUUGGUAAGUAGAAUUGGUAGAUACAUAAGACUUGAAUUGUAGGUGGACCUUCUUUGCCACUGACUGCAAUGGAAGACUCAGUGUAGCCUCUCUGGAGAAUGUGAAGACAGAAAGAAGCAACAUCUAUUUUUAGAACAUAUCUUUUUGACCAUUGUGAGUGCUGUAAAUUGAUUUUUGUUUUUUUGUUUGUUUUUGUAAAUUGAUUUUUAUGGAUUGUUAUAAUCCAUGAGUGUUUUAUUGCAUUCCAUCCUGAGCCCAAUUCAUUGGAUUGGCCUAAGAUAGAUCUGGUCCAGAAUAAUAUCGAAAGCCAGAUGUAUGAAGAUAGGAUAGCCCUCAGGGUGUGCUGCAGGGAGAGUUUGGAACAGGGUAGCUUGAGGGUCCUAGUGCAUGGAGAAUUUGUGAUGAAACACACCCCAUGCAGACAGGAUGAAGCACACCCCAUGCAGACAGAAGGCUGGCUGAAUGCAGGACUAUUUACUUGAAUUUAUCUUCCUUUGUUCUACUUCAUCUUAAUGAAUACCAGCCCAAAGGCUUUUUGUUCAGACUCCAGGUGAUACCACCUGUGUUUCUCUAUGGUUUUCCUGUGUGCUCACCAACUAGGCACCUUACUCAUUUCUCCUUAGUGUGCUGCUGUCAGGGCAUCAUGGAUUUAGCAUAAGCAUGUUCAAGAGACUAGAAUAUGGUUUUGAAGGUGUAGUGGGUGGUAUAAUUGUUGAUCAUUGCAAUGAUGAACCAUGACACUAGAAGUCUGAAGAUGAAGCAUGCUACAAGUCUCCUACUAGAGAAAUGAUGGACUUAAUAAGGAAAAUGGGACAUACAUUUCUGAAUACGGACAACGUGGGAAUUUGUUUUGUUUUUACUAUUCAUAUUUGUUAUGAGGGUUUUCUUUUGUUAUUGUUCAGUGGAGGGGAAGGGCAUGAGAAGGAGAGAAAAACAAUUGCUUGUUAACAAGAAAUAAAAGGACACAAUUGUUGCUGA
Messenger RNA from Dromiciops gliroides (monito del monte), 3240 nucleotides. RefSeq names its product C-reactive protein-like. Gene Ontology annotation, biological process: innate immune response. Bases 127 to 804 code for a protein of 225 amino acids. NCBI's taxonomy places the organism in Eukaryota, Metazoa, Chordata, Mammalia, Microbiotheria, Microbiotheriidae. The record is from RefSeq and is a predicted model, not a curated record. The transcript is spliced from 2 exons. Gene Ontology annotation, molecular function: low-density lipoprotein particle binding; complement component C1q complex binding.